AUGGCCGGCCUCGCGGGCGAGCUGCCGCCCGGCGCCGGCGGCUGCCUAUCUGCGUGGCGCGAGGCGAUGUGUGAGGCUGGCGGGCGUGGCAAUGCCUAUGACACCAGGUCGCAGGAGAGGCUGCUCCGCACCGCCGGAGAGGCGCUCGAGGAGCCUCUCUCUGUCGACGAGUGCCUCGAGAGGGCGGGCGGCUGGGGCGCCUACCAGCGCUCGCUCAUGCUCACCCUCGGCACGUCGACCGCCGCGUGCGCCGUGCACAUGCUGCAGCCCAUCUUCCUCGCGCCGCUGCUGGACUGGCCGCUCACGCCGGUGCAGCGCGGGCUCGUCUCGUCCGCCUUCUUCGCGGGAUACGCCGUCGGCGUCUUCGGCUGGGCGUGGCUCUCCGACCGGCGAGGCCGGAGGCGCGGGAGACAAUAUGCACACCUCUCCUUCCCGCCCCGCCACGUCCGUGACCGGCCCGCCAUCCUGCUCUCCUUCCUCGUCGGCAACCUCGGAGGCGUCGCCUCCUUCUUCGCCCCCUCCUUCGGACCCUUCCUCGCCCUACGGCUGCUCUGCGGCGUCGGCGUCGCCGGCGCAAAGAGCGCCGUGCUCCUCGGAACACAGGCAACACAGAGGUUGAGCUCCUCAACUCCACCUGGCGCCCACCUCGCCUACUGGUGGGUGAUGGGGCUGCUGCUGCUCGUCGCGUCCGCCUACGCGCUGCGCUCCUUCUCGUGGCGCUGCCUCGUCCUCGCGCACGCCCCCGGCCUGCUCGUUCACCUCCAGCUUGCCCGCAGCCUGCCAGAGUCGCCUCGGUUCCUGCUCGUCGCAAGCCAGACGGAGCGAGCCGGCGUCGUGCUGCGGCGCGUCUUCGCGGCGAACCGCGCCGCACCGCCCGAGCCCCUCUGCCUGCAGCAGCCGCCCGCGCACGACGGAGGCCGCUCCACCAUCUCGCAGCUCUGGCGGCGCGACUUGCGCCGCUCGACGGUGGUCAUCGGGCUGACGCAGGGCGCCCCGCUCGCCAUCACUGCCGUGCUGGCGGGUCGCUUUGCGUCCGUGGCCGCCGUCAACGUCGCGUACAUCGUCGCCGCCGAGAUCUUCCCCACUCUGUGCCGCAACUCUGGAAUCGGCUGGGGGUCGGGCUGCGGCCGGCUCGGCGCCAUCCUCGCGCCGCUCAUCAUGACCUCGGCCGGCGCGCCGCUCCUCCUCUUCGCCGCCCUCUGCCUCGUCGCCGCGGCGAGCGUGUGGGCCUCCCCGGAGUCGCGAGGCAGGCGCACGGCUCUGGAGGAGGCGCUGCCCGAGUCGGGCGGCCGGGUCAUGCCGGACGUGCCCUGCUCCGAGCGCGUCUCGGGCUGCAAGCAGGCGCCCUCCCCUCUCGAGAGCCCGCGGAGCACCCGCUGCGUCAGCCCCAUCAGCGCAGCCACGGCGCCUCGCACCACAGCGCACCGCACGCCGCCGAGGCUGGCGCCGGCGCCCCUGGAGCCGCCCGCCGCGGAGAGCGGCGACAGCUGCUGA
This is a messenger RNA of Emiliania huxleyi CCMP1516, 1494 nucleotides long. RefSeq lists its product as hypothetical. The transcript is spliced from 5 exons. Lineage: Eukaryota; Haptophyta; Isochrysidales; Noelaerhabdaceae. The record is from RefSeq and is a predicted model, not a curated record. Bases 1 to 1494 code for a protein of 497 amino acids.